Messenger RNA from Camelina sativa (false flax), 1251 nucleotides. NCBI's taxonomy places the organism in Eukaryota, Viridiplantae, Streptophyta, Magnoliopsida, Brassicales, Brassicaceae. The record is from RefSeq and is a predicted model, not a curated record.
AAAAAAGAUUCACAGUUCCCAUACAUAGAAGUUACAAUAGAGAGUAAAAAAGUGUGCGAGUGGCACAAGGGUGCUGUCGCUAUCAUGCGCAAGAUACAUCGUUAUCGGGGUUUAAUCACUAUCAGUAACUUUUAAAAGACUGGAAUUAAAUAUGUAUUUUCAAUUCAUGUUACUCUCUUCUUCACACUCUCUCAUCGAGUCAUCGUCUCCAUUGAUUCACUCGAGAGAAAGUGACGACGAUCUUAACCGCCGGCGCUGACCAAAGUCAUCGAUUCUCUUCCCGAGCAGGUUUCUUGAAUCCUACUAUAUCUGGUGCUUGGGGUGGAGCAGGAAGGUGGUGGACAUUGUCAGCUUUUUUUAAUGUACGCCAGAUGAAUAGAGCAACUAAUGUUACUGGCAGUAGAAGGAGGGGGUUUAUUCUCAGCGUCUGCGUCUGGGUAUAGUAAGGGAUUGACCCUUCUUUUCUCUGGUGAUAAGGACGGAGACAAGCCCAUGAGAGUUGUGCCGUGGAACCAGUACCAGGUUGUUGACCAAAAGCCUGAGGCUGACGACCCUCUUCUUCAGCUGGAUUCCAUUAAGAACCGAGUUUCCCGCGGUUGCGCUGCUUCCUUCAGUUGUUUCGGUGGCGCUUCCGCAGGACUUGAGACCCCAUCUCCUCUCAAAGUAGAACCUGUUCAGCAGCAGCAGCAUCGUGAGAUAUCAUCGCCAGAGUCUGUUGUUGUUGUUUCUGAAAAGGGUAAAGACCACAUAAGUGAAGCUGAUAACAGCAGCAGCAGCAGCAGCAGCAAAGAAGCUUUCAAACUCUCAUUGAGGAGUAGCUUGAAGAGGCCCUCUGUUGCGGAACCACGUUCUCUUGAGGAUAUUAAAGAAUACGAGACGUUGAGCGUGGAUGGUAGCGAUCUCACUGGUGACAUGGCUAGGCGGAAAGUUCAGUGGCCAGAUGCUUGUGGUAGUGAACUCACUCAAGUUAGAGAAUUUGAGCCGAGUGAGAUGGGAUUAUCAGAUGAAGAAUGGGAGGCGGGACAACAAAGGACAUGUUCGUGUGUGAUCAUGUAAAUUCAGAAACCAUCGGUAUCACUCUUUUUUACUCACCUGUUGUGUGCAUCUCUCAUAGAUUUAAAGUGUAUCUGUUAAUCUGUUAUUACAAAGUUCUCUUCAAGGUUUUGGCUUGUACAUUUUUCUCCCGUGUUUUGAGUGACAACUUAUUCCUGGUUUCUAUCUUCUUAAAACGAAAAGAGAACAUUCCAAAUC